AUGAACGUUUUAGAUUGUUUAAUUGAAGCUUUGCUUGCGAUUCCUGCACCUGGAAUUUGGACAAAAUCAAUCAUUCCAGGAAUACGUGCCUAUGGAUUAAUUGAAUCUGAUGCGCUUUUAAACAAUUUGCAUUCGAUUCUGUACAUUACUGCUUUCUACCACUUAGUCUUUCUACUUAGUGCGUGGUUUGUGUUUCCUAGGAUAUCUCAAUGGAGGAUCGAUUGCCUAUUAGCUGAAGAGAAAGAAAAAGAUAUUAAAGUGGAACACAAGUAUUCUCGUACUCAACGUGCUAAAUCACUAAGUAAUCAAGCUGCACUUCAUUUAGUAUCUUUUUCACAAACAAUUAUUGUAUUAUAUUUAUCAAUAUCGUUCCUUAUCUCACACGAAAGGUCCGUGAUACCCUAUCCAGAUCCAGCAUCUCGUAUCUUUGACGAAACUCGUGAAACUAGAGUCAUCUGUAUAUUUGCCAUAGGUUAUUUCAUCUGGGAUGCAUUAAUUUCUGCGGCUUAUUCUACUUUACCUUUCGUUAUGCAUGGUGUCGUUUCUACUGCAAUGUAUGCCAUUGGUAUCAAACCAUAUUUACAAUAUUAUGCACCUGUUUUCUUAAUCUUUGAAUUAUCAAACCCUUUCCUAAAUAUCCGUUGGUUUGCAUUGAAGUAUUUACCAAGUGAGAAUCAAAUAUGUAGUCGUUUCCAAUUAUUUAACAAUUUAAUCUUUUUGGUAACUUUCUUCUUGGGAAGAAUUGCAUGGGGUUGGUAUCAAAUUGGCUGUCUAUGUUACGAUUUCUACAUGGUAAGUGCUGAUCCAAGAUACUUAUACUGGGACUCUCUAAUCAUUGUAGCUGGUAAUUUGGUACUUGAUGUAUUGAAUGCCUACUGGUUCAAGACAAUGGUUGGUGUUGCUAUCAAAGCUAUCAAAGGUGGCGCCCAAAAGAAACAUGACGAUGUCAAAAAGGCAUGUUAG
Molecule: messenger RNA, 963 nt
Organism: Maudiozyma barnettii
Lineage: Eukaryota; Fungi; Ascomycota; Saccharomycetes; Saccharomycetales; Saccharomycetaceae
Gene: ALE2
Product: Ale2p
Exons: 1
Coding region: 1-963 (320 amino acids)
Biological process (GO): lipid homeostasis
Cellular component (GO): membrane; endoplasmic reticulum
Source: RefSeq, a predicted model, not a curated record